Vanrija pseudolonga is the source of this 754-nucleotide messenger RNA. It is a transcript of the gene atp-5, whose product is annotated as ATP synthase subunit 5, mitochondrial. Gene Ontology annotation, molecular function: proton-transporting ATP synthase activity, rotational mechanism. Bases 78 to 704 code for a protein of 208 amino acids. The record is from RefSeq and is a predicted model, not a curated record. The transcript has 4 exons. Lineage: Eukaryota; Fungi; Basidiomycota; Tremellomycetes; Trichosporonales; Trichosporonaceae. Gene Ontology annotation, biological process: proton motive force-driven mitochondrial ATP synthesis.
GACGCACCUCACCUCGAGCUCACCAUCACCACCACGACCCCCGUCCUCCCCAUCCCACUCCCCACUCCGCAACCAAAAUGGCCUCCAUCGCCCGCACCUUCGCCGCCCGCGGCUACGCCACCGCCGCCUCGGCCGUCAAGGCCCCCGUUCAGCUCAACUCGCUGACCGGCACCUACGCCACCUCGGCCUACCUUGCUGCGCUCCGGAAGGGCCCCAAGGAGCUCGACGCCCUCGCCAAGGACGUCGAGGUCUUUGACAAGAAGAUCAAGGAGGACAAGAAGGUCCAGGCUCUGAUCGACAACCCCACUCUCUCCGCCGCCGAGCGCGCCGAGGCCCUCAAGGGCGUUGUUCCCUCGGGCUCGUCGCCAUACCUCCUCAACCUCCUCUCGGUCCUCUCGGAGAACGGCCGUCUCUCGUCGGCCGGCAAGGUCUUUGCCGACUUCCACACCCUCAUCGCUGCCUACCGCGGCGAGGUCGAGAUCACCAUCACCUCGGCCGAGCCCCUCGACUCCAAGUCGCUCACCCGUCUUGAGAAGGCCAUCAAGAACACCUCGGUUGCUGAGGGCAAGACCCUCAAGUUUGUCAACAAGGUCAACCCCUCGAUCCUCGGUGGCCUCGUCGUCGACUUUGGAGACAAGACGAUUGACCUUUCGGCCGUCUCGAAGGUCAACCGCUUCAACGCUGCCCUUGCUCAGGGUAUCUAAGUGAUAGAGCGAAUAGGUGCAGAUGAAUGAAUAGCAUUGCCAUGGGUGGG